AUGUCACAUAGACGUCCUAGAACAAAAUGGUCCCCGCCUGACUUUGACAUACCAUCCACUGGCAAUCGUCACAUCGGUGCAGCCUCUUAUCGGGAUAAUGAAUUCAGUCCAAACGAUGCACUUCUUACCCUGCCGACCAACAAAAAGACUCACUCCCAAACGGCUCGGUCAGCUUUCAGUUUUGCAUCAAUAGAAAGUGUACACGAUGGGGGUACCUUCAAACAUGCUGCCUUGGAACGCCAACUAGCACAUGAUUCGGUUAUGAGUCAACGUCAACACCCAACAAAACGACGAAAUCAGCAAAUUACUAUACAAAGCCUCACCCAUGCUUUUUGGAAAGAGGCCGAAUUUUCUGCAGACGGGGCAGACAACAAGUUCUUGCCUUUGAAUAAACUGAAAUCUCUCAUCAAUCCAGAGAGCGUGCAAGACUUGCUGUAUUCAAUGUCCUACUCUCAGGAUGAAGUGCAGUCGUUGAUACAGGACAUCUUUCCUACUCAUCUUCCCUUAGAAUGCCACUCUCCCAAGCAGGGAAAGGAUUAUGAAGAGCGUCCAAGCCUAUAUAGAGUUUUUGCAAUUCUAGUAGGGACUGAUCGUGUGAAGGACAUCCAUAAGUUUAUUCAAUACGGGAUCAACGAUUCAGUUCUUCCACUCAUCAUGACUAAGGAGAAACGUGAGUUGGCAGAUAUUCAGUUACACAGCAUGGGAGACCCGCAUAUGGACAACGACAAACUUCAGAGGUGUUUCGAGGACUAUACUCAAAAAGAUCUAGGCCUCUUCAAGAUGUACCAGAACCUCAUCAAUAUCCCAUUCUUCCUAUUUCCGGGAGACGACUCUACAGUUCUCUUCUACGAACUCGAUCCGUCUUGCGUUCUGCCAAUCAUUGACGUUGGAGAACCGAAAAGGGGUGGAAGUGGUUCCGUGAAGAGAAUUGAAAUCCAUCACGCGCAUCAUAACUAUGACAGUGUAGGCAGGGAUCACUCAAACAUUCAUUUCGCAGUCAAGACGCUUCACUUCCACAACGAUAAAGGCUACCAGAAAGAGGUUGAGGCUCUGGAAAGACUAUCCAUGAAAAGAAAAGACAAAUCCCCUGACCAUUUAGUGCCUUUGGAGCUUGCGUAUCGGCAUGGUGACAAGUGCUGUCUCGUCUUCCCCUGGGCCAGUGGUAAUCUCAAAGAAUAUUGGAAAACACAUCAAAAAAGUCCAGACAACCACGAACAUGUUGUUUGGCUUUUCAAACAAUGCCGUGGCUUAGCUCUCGGACUACGUCGCCUUCACAGCCCCCGAAGCUACGCAAUUUCAGCCAUGGAGAAUAACAACACCCCUACAAAAGAGUAUGACCCGGACGAUAAAUACGGUCGUCAUGGUGACAUCAAACCCGAUAAUAUCCUCUGGUUCAACAAUUACAAUGGCGAUCCUGAUCAUCUCGCCAUCUGCGACUUUGGCUCAACUGAAUUCAAUACUUUUGAAUCCAAGUCGCAUGUCAAGGCGGAUCAAGUUAACGGAUACUCAAAAACAUAUCAACCGCCGGACAGGCAUGCCGGCGGUGAAAUUAGCCAACGAUUUGACAUUUGGUCUUUGGGUUGUGUGUUUCUGGAGUUCAUUUCCUGGUUUCUCUUUGGCCAUGAUCAGGUGUUCCCUCAACAGCGAAUGAUGGUUGACCCCAAAAUCUCUAAAGUUAUUGUGAAGGAAGAUCAGUUCUUCUAUUUUGUACACAGUCGGAGACGUGGGGGAGAGAAGAUAGCGAAGGUGAAGCCUGCUGUUUUAGAUUGGAUCGCAAAGCUGCAUGGCCUUCAGUCAUGUCCAGAGUCUAUCCAUGAGUUCUUAGAUCUCGUACAGUUCCAAAUGCUCCAGCCAAUGUCUCGUGACCGGAGUGAUAGCAUGAGCGUUCGUCUACAGCUCCAAGAAAUGUAUAACAAAUGCUGUACGGACCAAACUUAUGCUACUGCAGGUUAUGGGAAGACAACAAAACAACCGAAGGGAAUACUGUAUUUCCUGACAAGACUCAAUGUCCCCUCUCUGUUCAAAUCAAGAAGCCCCGCAGAUCAAGAGGAGAUCAAUGACUUGGAACCUGACAAGUUACGACAUCAGCCACACAACCACAUGAUUCCAAAGGUCAUCGAUGAGAUGUUUAUUCCAGCGCCCCCUCUUGAAGAGUUUGAGAAGGAUAUUGGCGAUCUAUCAGAAGUCACCAACGGAAGACGCAACAGUCUCUCCAUUGAGGACAAAACGCACAAUCAGGAGUUCGUACCUCCAAGAAUGCCUACUCAUUUCACCAAUGGAGGUACAGGGAGUUCAAACGGGCUCCUACAAAUGAUCACCGGCGAUACAACCCCUUGUUACACAGAAACAGGCGACGCAGACGUCGAGCUUGGAAAUCCGGUCUCAAAUCACCCACAAGAUGACACAACCGGGAAUCUAUGGGAGAACUGUGACAUCGAAAACUUCUCAUCCCAGAGACAGAAUAUUGGCGAUGACAUUAUCAGAAAAGACCGGAGCUUCGAAGAGGUCCGCGAUCUUCGAAAUCUCAUCGAAACAAUAGAGCCCACCCUUCGCAUCAAAAAUGAUUCAGGUGACAAAGGCAUAGGACAUCAUCAAACCUCCGAACAAGUGUCGAAUAAUAUCAGCCCAGUGAUAGUAAAUUGUCUUGCUGAACUUCAGACACUCGAAAGUCGUAUUCGCCCAGAAAGAAUUGAUGCCCUUCUAGAGUCUAAAGGAAAGGCUCUUUUGCAAGCAUUGACAUGGCGACUGAAAGGAAAUGACGCCAAACAAUCAAUUGCCAAUCUUCAGCGCUGCAAAGCCUCAUUGAAUCUGGCGAUUAAUUCGCAUAACUCGUUGGUAGUCAGAAACAUAGAACAGCUAUCACUCUCUAUCGAACACAACGUAAAGCAGUCUGGUCGGAGAAUAGACGCACUGUCUAGAGACUUUGAAACCUCUCGAUUUGAUGAAAAACAAAGAGAAAUUUUCAAUUGGCUCUCGCCUCUCAAGCCUGGCCAGAAUCAUCGUCAGCUCAAAUCAGCACAUCAAUCCGGGACGGCCGAAUGGUUCCAGGAAAGUAAGCAAUUUCACGAAUGGUUUUGUGGAAGAAACACAAUGCUAUGGCUUAGUGGUCCUCCGGGCUCUGGAAAGAGUGUGAUGAUGAGCCAAGCGAUUGAAGCGGUUGCGUCUCGCAUUGACCAACACAGGGAACCCGCCGCUUAUGCCUUCGCAUAUUGUGACUUCCGUGAUCCCGCUACGCAGGACAUUACCAACAUAUUUGGGACCCUGUUGAGUCAACUAUGUGCCCAAACUCAAUCCUUUCCAAUAGAGUUACUUCAGGCGUACGAUUCAAGCACAAAAGAAAAUCGUGGUGAUGGCCCAACUAUUGAGAUGCUGCUCGAUGUCAUUCAGACACUAUCUACAAGCCGUCAGGUCUACCUUCUUAUCGACGGCGCAGACGAGGUAAAGGAUUACAAAUAUUUCAGCAAGUACCUAGCUACUCUCAACUGCUCGUCAACAUCUAUCAAUACCCUGGUGGCGAGUCGGAAUGAGGUCACCAUCCAACGCAUUUUCACCGACGUUCCACGUGUAUCUCUCGAAAGCCACAUCCCGAACAUUGACAAGGAUAUCAAGCGAUACAUAGGUUCAUGGCUCGGUAACGAACAAGAUCUACAACGGUUAUCACCAGAUAUCCAGAGCCUUGUAUCAGUCUCUCUAAUGUCCAAGUCCAACGGAAAUUUCAAAUGGGUUUCUUGUCAACUCGAAUCUCUCAAGCGCUGCAGAACAACUCGAGAUAUCAAGAAAUGUCUGUCACAACUACCUGAAGGCUUAAAUGAAACGUAUGGUAGAUUGUUGGCGCGAACAUCUGCAUCAGACGUUGCUUAUGUAAGAAGGAUUAUGACUUGGCUCUCGCUCUCCUGUAUCCCUCUCACAUUGCACGAACUCUGGGAAGCCUUGGCUAUUGAAACAGGAAGAAAGGAUAUCGACGACGAGGCUCGGUUAAGGACGCCACAAGAUAUUCUCGUUCUUGGCAACAGCCUUAUUACUGUGUCCUCAGAUGGCUAUGUCAUGUUGGCUCACCUUUCAGUACGAGAUUACCUCCUUUCGGACGAGAUGGGCCGAGACCCAAACACGGCAAAAUUUGCCCUUGAGCCGAGGCGUUGCCAUAUGAAACUGGCCAAAGAUUGCCUCACAUACCUGUCCUUUUCUGAACUGUCUUCAGGACCAUCAACUACGCAAGAGGACUACCUUUGUCGACAAAGAAAGCUACCUCUUAUCGAAUAUUCCAGCAGAUACUGGUUCUACCACCUGCGUAAUGCUGAGCCUGAUGAGCAAAUGUUUAAGCUCUCCAUGGACAUUUUCCAACCCAGGGCCCGGAAUAAUUUCAUGUCGUGGGUGCAGGUCUUCAACGCUACUUCACCAUUCAAGUGGAACAUAUACCCGCGGCAUGCAACAUCGCUUUAUUACGCUGCUUCACUAGGACUCGAUAGGGUUGUUGAUAAUUUGCUUCAAUCUUCAACAUGUGAACUGGAUGCACCAGGAAGUCGCUUCGGUGGCACUGCUAUUCAUGCAGCAACUCUCAGAGGUCAUCUGAGCAUAAUAAAAACACUUGUCAAGGCUGGGGCUGAUCCACGAAAGGCGGACUUCGACAAGGUGACUCCUCUUCACAGCGCUGCAGGGCAAGGUAGUAUCGACACAAUUAAGAUAUUACUGGAAUGUGGUGCUUCCAAAGAAGCCAGGGAUAGUAUGGAUGGAAAGAAUCCCAUCGACUGGGCAAGACUCAGCGGACAUUCGUCUGCAGCACAAUUUAUAGAGCAGUAUUCCCCACAUUCACACCUGGAGAAGACGUUUGAUCUUGAUUCGGAUACAGACUCGGGUAUUUAUUCUGACACGGAUGAGAAUUGCACAAUGAUAAAGGUAUGGAAACCUCGCUUUGGCUAUUUCCCGGAUCAUUACGAGAGGAGGUCUGGUCUGGACUCUUCUCAUAUUGUCAGUAUAACAGUUGGACAGGAGACAUCAGUUUUCGAUAGUAGUGUGUUAAUUUUGAAGGAUAGAGACACAGAAGGGUCCAGCCCGGUCUGGUAG
Molecule: messenger RNA, 5061 nt
Organism: Fusarium poae
Lineage: Eukaryota; Fungi; Ascomycota; Sordariomycetes; Hypocreales; Nectriaceae
Exons: 10
Coding region: 1-5061 (1686 amino acids)
Biological process (GO): protein phosphorylation
Molecular function (GO): ATP binding; protein kinase activity; protein binding
Source: RefSeq, a predicted model, not a curated record